This is a messenger RNA of Clunio marinus, 183 nucleotides long. Lineage: Eukaryota; Metazoa; Arthropoda; Insecta; Diptera; Chironomidae. The record is from the annotation of a GenBank genome assembly.
AUGUUAAUAACUCAUGAGCAGUGCUUGGUUCUGCGACAUUUUUUUGUUCAAGAAAAUAGAAGCGAAACGAAUGGGGAACGGAAUUUUAUCCCGGAACAGAAGAACGGAACGGAUCGGAAACUGAAAAAAGGAGCAAAAGAGGAGCACUGUCGGCGGAACAAAGAGCUGACUCAUGAGUCGUAA